Messenger RNA from Peronospora farinosa, 1218 nucleotides. NCBI's taxonomy places the organism in Eukaryota, Oomycota, Peronosporomycetes, Peronosporales, Peronosporaceae. The record is from the annotation of a GenBank genome assembly.
AUGAAGACCAUUUGCAACACGCUUCUCGUUGCGGCAUUAGCCGUUGCAGCCGUUUCGGCCGAUACCCCUGUGUCUGUUUGCAGAGAUGCGACCUACACACUCGCCGACUCUCGCGGCGCCAUUUGCUCCGGAUCCGGUAGCGUUCCUGCCGGUACCGCUUGCCCGCUUAAGGGUGACACGACGACGACCGACUGCCACUAUUACCUCAAGUCGUAUGACAAUCUUAAGUGCAUGGCCCAAGAGGACGCUCAAUGCGUCAUUGUGGGUGGCAACACCUGGGGCUGUGUCUUCCCGUCCGUUGGUUGCAUCGGCACCAACACCGCCUCUCCGUGUCCCACGGGCUGGGGCACAGACACGCCGGGGUCGUCGUCUAUGAACGCGUCCUAUAGUAAGAUGACGCCAAUGGCGCCUGGACAAUCGGCCACGACGCCUGGACAAUCGCCUAUGACGUCAGGUCAAUUGGAUCCGUCAUCGCCGAUGAUGUCGGGUCCGUCGUCUGUGAACGCGUCCCAUGGUGAGAUGAUGCCAACGACGCCGACGAUGCCUGGUAAAAUAACGCCAACGACGCCGGUGAUGCCUGAUGGAAAGGCACCGACGACGCCUGAUGUAGAGACACCGCCAUCGCCUGAUGGAAAGGCACCGACGACGCCUGAUGUAGAGACACCGCCAUCGCCUGAUGGAAAGGCACCGACGACGCCUGAUGUAGAGACACCGCCAUCGCCUGAUGGAAAGGCACCGACAACGCCUGAUGUAGAGACACCGCCAUCGCCUGAUGGAAAGGCACCGACGACGCCUGAUGUAGAGACACCGCCAUCGCCUGAUGGAAAGGCACCGACGACGCCUGAUGUAGAGACACCGCCAUCGCCUGAUGGAAAGGCACCGCCAUCGCCUGAUGUAGAGACACCGCCAUCGCCUGGUGGAAAGACACCGCCAUCGCCUGAUGAUAAGACACCGACAACACCGAUGUCGCCGCCAAUGUUGCCUACUGAAAAGAAGCCUACGUCACUGAUGACGCCAAUGAUGCCUAGUGAAAAGAAUCCGAUGCUACCGACGACGCCUGUUCAAAUGCCAGGCUCAAUCCCUGCUACUAAUGCACCCGGAUCCGGCAAUCCGUCGUCGGACGCGACACCUGUUGUUGCGCUACCCGGUACUCCCGAGACGGACGGUAAGCCUGUGACUCCCGUGCCGACCCCGUGCCCCCCUUUGACACGCGCAUAG